Molecule: messenger RNA, 591 nt
Organism: Actinia tenebrosa (Australian red waratah sea anemone)
Lineage: Eukaryota; Metazoa; Cnidaria; Anthozoa; Actiniaria; Actiniidae
Source: RefSeq, a predicted model, not a curated record
UUUUAGGAGUCAGUUUGAGAGCAGUCGAAAGAAGAAUGUCGGAAUUCGGUUUGAGAGUUUCAGGAACAUUCAGUAAAUUAAGUGAUGAACAACUGGACAGUAUAGUCAUGCAAGCCCAAAGGGAUAAUCCCAAUAUUGGUAUUAGAAUGCUUAAAGGGCAUCUCCAAAGCCUUGGUCAUCGCAUCCAGAGAGCUAGGAUAUGUUCAUCACUUCGGAGAACCGAUCCUACCGGAGUAAUGCAGAGAUGGAAAAAAACUAUCAAAAGACGCCAAUAUAGAGUAAGAGCCCCUCUUUCUUUGUGGCAUAUAGAUGGGAACCACAAAUUGAUUAGGUGGAGAAUAGUAAUACAUGGGGGAAUAGAUGGAUUUUCCAGAAUUCCUGUUUACUUGCAUGCUUCAAACAACAAUAAAGCGGACACUGUUCUUAUGCUUUUCGAGGAAGCAGUAAGUCACUAUGGUCUACCAUCCAGAGUACGAUCAGACAAAGGUGGAGAAAACGUAGAUGUUGCAUUGUACAUGCUGUCACAUCCUCGACGUGGUCCAGGCAGAGGAAGCAUGAUAACAGGAAAAAGCACCCACAAUCAACGCAUAG